Mycena indigotica is the source of this 1032-nucleotide messenger RNA. RefSeq lists its product as uncharacterized. NCBI's taxonomy places the organism in Eukaryota, Fungi, Basidiomycota, Agaricomycetes, Agaricales, Mycenaceae. Bases 1 to 1032 code for a protein of 343 amino acids. The record is from RefSeq and is a predicted model, not a curated record. The transcript has 3 exons.
AUGUCCACAGAACAACUGAAGCAGAUUCUCCGUGAUCUUCAAGAAAUUGCUCCCAAUAAAGUCCAGAGAGUUCUGGCAGCACGCGGCAUUUCUGGCCUCGACGCGCUUUUGGAGGGAGACGAAAUCACUUUUGCGUUAUUUGACGAAAAGGAUGAGAUAUUUCGCUGUCCUGACUGCGGCUGGGAGCUCGAAGAAGGCGGCUGUUGUGGACGUGAAUAUGAACCGGGGCCGUGGCAAGAAUAUCCCUACGAGGGCAUCCAUGAGCACCCAGAUCGUUUGUUGUCUUCACGGGAAUCGACGCCACUCCCCAAUCCUGAUUUCGAAACUGGCCAUCUUGGACCCACUGUGCCUGCGAUGUACCAAGAGCGGCGGGAAGAAUACGACGAGCUUCGUAAACGCGGUGCCACGCGACUAAUGUGCGAAACCUUCAAUCUCGAGUUUUCAGAAGAGACUGGCAUUGUUGCGUGGGCAGACGGAGACCUCUACACUGAAUUUGCGGGGCCAUCGAUGCAGAAAGGCGACUUCUGGAAAAUCAUGCUUGGACGCUGCGUUGAGUUGGACGACGACGACCUCGAUGGCUCUCAGUUUAUCGAGACGCUGGUAGAAGAAACACUGGUGCAACCCGCGGCCAUCGAAACUUGCUCUUUGUAUUGGGAAACGGUGGAAGAGUCGCCUGGCAUUUGGGUUACCCGUCCCAACGAAUCGCUCACGGAAGCCCAGCAACAAGAGGCAGUGGUGGUUGCUGAAUACUCGACAAGCGAUGACGACGAGGAAUUGGAAAUUUCAGAGGUCGAUCUGCCACUGCCAAUUGAGGAAGAGCAACUUGAAGAGGCCCCAAUCAAGAUGGAAGAGGAUGUAACACUUGGAUCAGUGGAUUCAAACGAUCCCGAAGUCGAAUCAGACUGCUACUCCUCCAUGUCUGACACCGAGGAAGAAGAUGAUGACGAUUCGGACUUUGAUGCCAUAUCAAGUGAGGAGGAUGAUGAAGACUUGGAACGAGAAGGCUCAUAUAUUGCCCAAGAGUUACAAUAG